AGAGAGGCCCGCCCCCCAGCAUUGCAUGCGCGCCGCAUGUUCACAGAAAACGCUGACAGUAUUAAAACCAUUCAAUUUACAGUUAUUCGUACAGUAAGAAGUUGCCAUACCAUCCACUGAGAAGUAAACGUAAGGUCCGGGAGCUGUACGAAGCAUCAAGGAGGAUCGCAGUUCCAAGACCUGAAGCCGCUUUAUGCAACCAAAAAGGAUAUUUAGCAGAAACUUCACGAUGUUCAGGACCUGCUUGUAUUUCGGUCUGUUCAUCUCUGGUGUUGUUUCCCAAGAAGCCGAGGAACCGGUGUCCUACUCGUGCACAGAUGGCUAUGAAUAUGAUGCCGAAACCCACAAUUGCAAAGACAUCAACGAGUGCGACACCCUGCCGGACGCCUGCAAGGGGGGCAUGAGGUGCAUCAACUAUUAUGGCGGGUACUUCUGCCUGCCCCCCAACGCCCAAGUCAUCUUCAGCAGGGAUGAGUCUGACCCCGCCGCUGGCUCCGCCCCCAGCUCUGGUCCCGCCCCCGUCCCAGCUCCCGUCCCCGACCCCACCCCUGCGCCUGCACCGCAGCCCGUCGCCCGAAAUCCCCUCGCCGUUUGGCCCGGUUACCGCGGGAACCAGCGUGGGACGGUCCAGUGUCGCACGGGGUUCUUGGUGGACGGGCAGAACCUGUGCAGAGACAUAAACGAGUGUGAGACAAGUAACCCGUGCGAACACAUGUGCUUCAACAUCAUGGGCUCCUACAUCUGCCAGUGUAAACAAGGCUUCGAGCUGGCCCCCGACUCCAUCUCCUGCCAAGAUAUUGACGAGUGCAGUUUCUCCAGCUACAUGUGCCAGUAUCAGUGUGUGAACCAGCCGGGGCAGUACACCUGCAUGUGCCCUGACGGGUACCAGCUCCAGGGAAGAAGUUUGUGUCAAGACAUAAACGAGUGUGAAACGGGACACAACUGUCGCGAAGACGAGAUGUGCUGGAAUUACCACGGCGGAUUCCGUUGCUAUCCCAGAAACCCCUGCCACGAGCCGUAUGUGCGGACGGGAGAGAACCGAUGCACCUGCUCCUCCCCAACCCUGUGCCACGGAGUGGCGCCAUCCAUCGUGUACAAGUACAUGAGCAUCCCGUCGGACCGCUCCGUCCCGUCCGACAUCUUCCAGAUCCAGGCCACGAACAUCUACCCCAACACCCACAACACUUUCCGGAUCAAGGCUGGCAACGAGGGAGGGGAGUUCUUCCUGAGGCGCUCCAGCAACCUUAGCGCCAUGCUAGCGCUGACCAAGCCGCUGACGGGCCCGCGGGAGCACAUCGUGGACCUGGAGAUGGUCACCCACAACUCCUUGCUCAGCUACCGCUCCAGCUCCCUGCUGAGGCUCACCCUCAUCGUGGGGCCUUACUCUUUCUAACCGUGGGGGGGGGGACCCCCACUUCACCACAUAAGGGUAUCAAACGCUCUACGCCAGGGGGGGGGGGGUCGGAUUCUAGUCCUGGAGGGCCACAGUGUCUUACUGGUUUCCGGAGUGUUUCAUCUCACGUGUUCCGUGUUAGUCACUGGUUGGCUACAGAGGUCACACAUCUUAUUCCCAAGGCUUCUUACUGAAAGGACACAACAACAAAAAAAAAAACCUCCUCACAUUGUUGCUCCCCAGCUCUCGAGUUUGACAC
Anguilla anguilla (European eel) is the source of this 1652-nucleotide messenger RNA. RefSeq lists its product as uncharacterized. Bases 194 to 1393 code for a protein of 399 amino acids. Lineage: Eukaryota; Metazoa; Chordata; Actinopteri; Anguilliformes; Anguillidae. Gene Ontology annotation, molecular function: calcium ion binding. The transcript has 9 exons. The record is from RefSeq and is a predicted model, not a curated record.